Mytilus trossulus (common blue mussel) is the source of this 1038-nucleotide messenger RNA. Its product is annotated as neuronal acetylcholine receptor subunit alpha-6-like. Gene Ontology annotation, cellular component: plasma membrane; synapse; neuron projection. Bases 1 to 1038 code for a protein of 345 amino acids. Gene Ontology annotation, molecular function: transmembrane signaling receptor activity; transmitter-gated monoatomic ion channel activity involved in regulation of postsynaptic membrane potential; excitatory extracellular ligand-gated monoatomic ion channel activity. Lineage: Eukaryota; Metazoa; Mollusca; Bivalvia; Mytilida; Mytilidae. The record is from RefSeq and is a predicted model, not a curated record. Gene Ontology annotation, biological process: signal transduction; nervous system process; chemical synaptic transmission. The transcript has a single exon.
AUGGCGUUACAAGGGCUUGACGAUAAAUCACAAGUGUUAACGGCUUCAGUUUUCUGGUACUUUACAUGGAAAGAUGAAAUAUUCAGAUGGGACAAUAACACCGAAUAUAAGAACAUAUCAAGACUGACAGUUAAAGUAAGCGAUGUAUGGGUUCCCGAAAUAUAUAUUGUAAACGAUGUAAGGGACAUGCCAAUUAGAAGUUCUGGAUAUAAUAAAGAUUAUGUGAUUGUCAGAUCAAACGGUUAUAUGACAUGGUUUCCAGCAAAAGAAUUGCAAACUUCAUGUGCAAUUGACAUUACAAAAUAUCCUUUCGAUACACAGACAUGCAAAAUCCGAAUGGAGACCUGGUAUCAUGACAACACAAGCUUUGUUCUCAACACAAUUGGAUCAGGAAUAGGAUUAUCGGAAAUUCAUUUUGUUGAAAAUGGAGAAUGGGACAUUCUCAAUUUAUCAGCAUAUCCAUUUGAGUAUCAGGAAGAUUUUGCAGACAAUUCGUCCGCUUAUUCAUGUAUACAUUAUACCCUUAUUUUGAAAAGACGGCCCUCUUACCAUUUGAUUACAACAGCGUUUCCGUUUGUAAUUUUAAUGGCAAUUAAUUUAUUGGUGAUCGUCAUUCCAACAGAAUGUGGCGAAAAGCUUGGAUUCUGUAUGUCACAGUUUUUAACAAUGAUUGUUUUUCUUACGUUGAUAGCACAAAACAUGCCUUCCUCGUCAUUGACGAUAUCUUAUCUCACAUUUCUCAUCAGCUUGCAGAUUUUGGUAAGUGGAACUACAAUUUUAAUAGUCGCAACAAGUAUCUAUUUACAAACCCGAAGCAUUGAAGAUAGACCUUCAUUUGUAGUAGGAAUAAUUUUUAGUCCACUGAGAUAUUUCAAGCAGAACUAUUUUAAGAAAAGUUUUACACUAGCUCAGGAUUCUAGACACGAAGGCUUUAUCACAUGGCUUGACAUUGACAGAAAACUGAACUGUGGUUUGAAUAUUUUACUUUUACUGAAUGUGAUCGCUACUGUGUCCGUAUUUGUAUUUGUGAUUAAUUAA